GCAUUCGAAUUCAUUUUUUUCCUAAUACAUACACCAUGUUUCCAUAACAAUGUGUAUAUUGUUUAUACACGCGCCCUUCGUAUUUCCUUACCCGACACUAUCAUUUUCCCUAGUGUUUAUGUGUAUACAAACAAAGUGUUGAAAAUACAUUGCAUUACCAACUACCUUAGAAAACAGAUGUGAUUUUAUUCAAUUGACAAAAUGAUGAAAAUUUUAAAAGACGAAAAUGUGGUUACCAACCCACGACAUGUAGUUUAGCUGUUUAAAUAUCUUUCAGUCGACAUUGUGUUCUACAUGGGAUUUUCUAGUUGAUUACUUGUAUUCAUCGUACUGUUUUUUACUAAAGCAGAUAUGGGCGGUGGAUUAAGCAGUGAUAGAGUGCAACCUGACGAAGUAAAUACAAGCGAAAAUUUGAAAAAAUCGGAAUCGGAAGAAACCGAAAAUUUUCAAAUCAAAAAUAGAUCGUCUACAGAUGUUUUCUUCUUGAUAGUUUUUUUAAUUUUUUUAACGGCUUUGAUUUGCUCUCUAAGCUAUUGUUUCUUUUAUGGCGACAUCUAUAGAGUAAUAAAUGGAUAUGACAAUUGCGGAAAUAUUUGUGGAAGAGAUAACAAAAAUCUCAAAAAUCGAAACGAUGGUAAAAAAUCACCACAGUGUUUGGGAACUGAUAAAGUUCAUGAACCGUAUCACAUAGUUUUACAACAACAAUCGUCCAAAGUGAUGAAUAGAAUUUGUACUUCAGACUGUAACCAAUAUCCAGGAUACAGAAAAUUUUUCAAUAGAUGUAUGCCGAAUCAAAGCGAAGCUGUUGUUAAUAAAGUAUUUUCCAGAACUGGACUUAGUAAUUUUUUCACUGAAGUAUCAGAAGACUUUCAAAUAUGUUGGACUGAAAUUUGUUACCUUUGCCUUAUUGCUCUAGUAUUAUCAUGUUUACUUCUGGCACUAUUCAGAUUCCUUGUAGGAUUUGUAGUUUGGAUAGUUCUGAUGGGAUCAUUAUCAGCAUGUGUAAUAGCAACAGUUGUUUUAUGGAUAUUAUGGAAACAUUCUAAGAACUAUGUAGACGAUAUACCCGAUAACCUUGUACCUGAUGUUGACGCAAGAAAAACCUAUACUUACUUGGUAUUCGCCAUUUUGACGACAAUAGCUACAGUUAUUAUAAGUCUUAUUAUUUUUGUAAUGAGAAAAAGAAUCGAAUUGGUUGUUCAGUUAUUCGAGGAAUCUGGAAAAGCGAUUGCUGCUAUGCCUAUUUUAUUAUUCCAACCGAUUCUUACUUUCCUCUCAUUAGGCAUAGUCGUUGCACUAUGGUUCAUAUUUUCUCUUUUAAUAGAAAGUUCUGGUACAUUAAGUGAGUAUCGUCUUAACGUUUUUUUCUACGAAAAAGACGCUUGGAUGAAAUUUACAAGAUGGUACAACUUUAUCGCGAUGUUAUGGAUGGUGCAGUUCAUAAUUGGUUGUCAGCAUAUGAUUAUAGCCGGAGCUGUCAGCAUUUGGUACUUUAAACGAGACAAAUCUUCUUUGGGUACACCUGUUAUUCAAAGUACUGGAAAUUUGAUAAGGUUCCAUUUAGGAUCUGUAGCUUUAGGUUCAUGUCUUAUUGCAACUGUACAAUUUAUCAGAAUGUUAAUGAAGUUACUUGAAAAGUUUUUGCGAAAUAGAGAGGGAAAAAUCGUCGACUGUUUAUUAAAAUGCUGUCACUGUUGUUUGUAUUGUUUCGAAAAGAUACUGAAAUAUUUAACUAGGAAUGCUUACAUUGAAGUUGCUAUUUUUGGACUUCCUUUUUGUAAAGCAGGACAGCAAGCCUAUAAGCUCCUUACUGCAAAUAUAUUGCGAGUGGCAGCAAUCAAUUCUGUUGGUGAUUUCGUAUUAUUUUUGGGAAAAGUUGUAGUGGUCAUAGCAACUGUUCUAAUAGGAAUCAAAAUACUUCAAGAUAAAGAAGGUCUUCAGCACAUGUGGGUACCAAUUACAUUAUCUGGUUUAUUUGCAUAUUUUGUCUCACACUGUUUUAUGACAGUAUAUGAAAUGGUGAUAGAUACAAUUUUUUUGUGUUUCUGUGAAGACUGCGAGAAGAACGACGGCGAAAACAGACCGUAUUUCAUGUCAAGAGGUUUAAUGGAAUUCGUGGAAAAUUCAAAAAGGGCAUUAGAUUCUAAAAAGAAAUCGUCCACCGUAGAAGCGACUAUACCUUCCAUAAGUGAAGAUGUUACUAGAAAUUUUUCAGGAUAACUUCCAACGACUGAUUUAAAAGAAUAAUAAUUGCACUUUAAUAUAAUUAGAUUCAAAAUAGUAGAUACUAAAUACCUAGAAUUUGUUUGACUUGAGUUAACGACACUGUUGCUAGUUUAUUUUAUUUAUGAUUAAUCAAUUACACAUUACAUCUUACUGUUGAUAAGAUGUAUUACCAUAACGUGGAUUUAUUAUCAAAAAUAUAUAAAAGUCCUGCAAUAAUUUGCCUUAAGAAUUUCAAUAUGACAACAUUGCUUUUAUUGUUAGUGUGUGGGUUAUUAAAAAAGAAUAGAAAAUAGCAAUAACCGUAAGGUAGAGAGAGAUGUAUCAUUCAACGAGAUUAUUUCCUAGGUCCUCGUAACAUUCAGUAGCGUAUCAUUAUAUUAUUUAUAUCAUUGUAAAUGUAAUACGACGAUUAAAUUGUAAUGCAAAUAAAUAAUAAAUUGAUUAAAUAUUUAUUGAAAUACAUUCAAUUACGGAGAGAAAAUAAUAUCUACUCCAUCUUUCAAAAGAUUCCCAGAAUUUUUAUUUGUGUUUAUUUCAAGUGUUCGAAAAAGUAUUAUUUUUUCGGGACUAUUUUGUUUUGAUAAAAUUAGCCAAUAGAAAUUAACGAAUUGAUCAUAUUUUCCGCGAAUAAAUAAGUGAUUAUACACUUGGCAACGUGAUUUUAUCAAUAUCACAGUUUUAAUGCAUCUAAAUGUUCUUGAUUUUAGGUCUCUUCUAUUUUAUAUUUAUAGUUUUUAUAGUUUUUAGAUGCAUUAAUAUAUC
Diorhabda sublineata is the source of this 2988-nucleotide messenger RNA. RefSeq names its product choline transporter-like protein 1. Gene Ontology annotation, biological process: transmembrane transport. Gene Ontology annotation, cellular component: membrane. NCBI's taxonomy places the organism in Eukaryota, Metazoa, Arthropoda, Insecta, Coleoptera, Chrysomelidae. The record is from RefSeq and is a predicted model, not a curated record. The coding region runs from base 352 to 2220 and encodes 622 amino acids. The transcript has 14 exons. Gene Ontology annotation, molecular function: transmembrane transporter activity.